Drosophila elegans is the source of this 951-nucleotide messenger RNA. RefSeq lists its product as uncharacterized. The coding region runs from base 58 to 885 and encodes 275 amino acids. The transcript is spliced from 3 exons. Lineage: Eukaryota; Metazoa; Arthropoda; Insecta; Diptera; Drosophilidae. The record is from RefSeq and is a predicted model, not a curated record.
AGCUGUUUACCGGCAAAUAACAUUGUUUUCCUCACCAUCUGCUUAUAAAAUUUAAAUAUGAAACGAUUCCUGAAGGUAUUCAAUCAGCAAAAAUGCAAAGUGAUCGGCAUGAUACACGUGGAUGCACUGCCAGGAACACCACGAUACACCGGCAACUGGAAGCAGACUGUUGAGAAGGCCAUCUAUGAGGCGAAUCUGUACAAGAAACACCAACUGGAUGCCGUGCUCAUAGAGAAUAUGCACGAUAUACCCUAUGUCCCAGAGCGGCUCCUGGGUGCCGAGAUAGUGGCUUGCAUGACCCGAGUGGGACAGGCAGUGCGCGAUGUAAUGCCGCAGGACACUCCAUGUGGAGUCCAGGUCCUGGCCUGCGGCAACAAACAAGCCCUGGCCAUUGCCAAAGCGUCCAAUCUGCAGUUCAUCCGCAGUGAGGGAUUCGUUUUCGGUCACGUGGCGGAUGAGGGUUACACGGAUGCCUGCGCUGGGGAUUUGCUAAGAUACCGCAAGCUCAUCGAUGCGGAGGACGUGCUGAUCUUCACCGAUAUGAAGAAGAAACACAGCUCACAUGCCAUAACCGCCGAUGUCAGUCUGUUGGAAACCGCUAAUGCGGCAGAGUUCUUCCUGACCGAUGGCAUUAUAAUCACGGGAACGGCAACAGGUCAUGCAGCCAGUCCCGAAGAUCUGCAGCAGUUAUCCGGCAAGGUAAAGGUUCCACUGAUCAUUGGCUCCGGGGUAACCAAAAACAACAUUGGCAGUUAUUACAAGGAUGCCCAGGCAGUCAUAAUUGGCUCGCAUUUUAAGCGUAAUGGCAGCUGGCUAGAGGAGAUUAGUGAAGAAGCUGUCGACGAUUUCAUGCAAAAGAUCUGCCAGCUACGGCAAUCCAAAUAAUUCGAAUUGUAAAUGAUUUUAUUGAUAUUAAUGUGGUGAUCGAUAAAUAAAUGUAUAUAUGAUUAA